Paramecium pentaurelia is the source of this 1481-nucleotide messenger RNA. The record is from the annotation of a GenBank genome assembly. Lineage: Eukaryota; Ciliophora; Oligohymenophorea; Peniculida; Parameciidae.
AUGAAUAAAUUAGAAGGAUUUUAAAAUUAGGAUUGCCAAACAGCUAUAGAAGAAUGCUUCAAAGAGGUAUAAACCAAAAUUGAAGUAUAAUAGUUAAUCUAUAAAUUUAAUAGUCUUCAUUCAAUAAUAUCUAUAUUGAUCUGGAUUCACUUAUAAAUGAGAUUUUUGAUGUACUGAAUGAUAAAUAUCAAAAGUGUAUUUAAAGAUCUCCAUCCUUAAUAAAUUUGCCUUAGAUUAAAUUGGAAGACUAUAAUAUUUUUUAAUAGAUUUGUUAAGACAUAAUAUCAAUAAUCAAAUCUAAAAUUAACAAUUAAGUAUUACUUAAAGAAAAAGAAAAAGAACUUUUAAUAAACAUGAGUUUAAAAUGUGAACAAUAGAUGAUAGAAAUUUUACAAUAAUUGGAAUAGAAAUCAAAUGAAAAGGAUAUCUUAUUAGAAUAAUAAACUUUAUAAAUACAAUAACUAAAUACUCAAUUAAAUAUUCAACAAUCAUCAACUGUAAAAUCUACUCAUACUUAAUCCAAACCAUUCAAUUAUUAAAUUAUAAAAGAAUUUUCUAUUUCAAAAAGUUAUUAAUGUUAUGCUUUAGCUAUUGAUAAUGAUUGUUCAACAUUGGUGGCUGGAUGUUAUUCAACAAUCAAAGUAUUUGAAUUCAACUAAGGAGUCAUCAAAUAAAUUUAAACUUUAAAUGAACAUAAGAGUUUUGUAUAUACUUUAAACUUCAUGAAGAAAUCGAAACAUUUCUUAUCUGGAAGUCUUGAUUCUUCUAUCAUAAUAUGGAAAUACAUAUAAAAUAAUUUAUGGAGUUCAUAAUAGAUAUUAUAUGGACACAGUAAUUAGAUCAAUUGUUUAGUGAUAAAUAAAUAUGAAGAUCUAAUUAUAUCAGGGAGUAAUGAUAACACUAUUAAAUUUUGGAUAAACAAGAAUGAAUGGUUGUGUUAAUAAACAAUUGCUGAUCAUUCUAGUUCUGUAUAUGGAUUAGUUUUAAAUUAAUAAUAAAAUAGAGUAGUAUCAUGUGGACAUGAUAAAGUUAUAUUAAUAAUAGAACAAUCAGGAUAGAAUACAGAAUGGAAAGUAGUAUAAAAGAUGAAAGUUGAUUAGUUUGGAUAUCGAGUAUGCUUUAUUGAUAAUAAUAUGUUCACAUUCUCAUAAGGAGAAAAAGAAUAUAUAUCUGUUUUUGAGAUGAAUACUAUCAAUAAAUUGUUUACAAAGACAAGAGAUAUUAAUAUAAAGUCUGGAUCUGAUAGUGGUAAUUGUUUGUUUCCUUAACAAUAUAUAAAUGGGAAAUGCAUCCUAUUGAGUAAGAAUGGUCAAUACAUCAAUUUGAUAAGGAAAAAAUAAAAUGGGGAGUUGCUAACUGAAUAAUCUAUUCACUUUGGAACUAAUUCUUUAUUUGGAGUAAUGAGUGAUGAUGGUGAGUAUUUGAUUACUUGGGAUGAAAAAUCAAAGUAAAUAUAGAUAAGAAGGUAUAAAGAAUAAUGA